AUGGAUCGGCGCAGAGAGCAACCACCGAAAUCGGUGGAGACUCCGCCUCCGGCAGUUCGAAAAGCGGAGGCCGUAAAACUUUGUUUCUUGAUGAAUGAUAGGGAGAAGUUCGAUUUGACGGAGCUACUGAAAUCCUCGGCCGAGGUGUUGGGAAGUGGAAGCUUCGGGGCGUCGUAUAAGGCGGCGAUACGGACAGAGCCAGCAAUGGUGGUGAAGAGGUUUCAGCAGAUGAAUAACGCGGGGAAAGAAGAGUUCCAUGAUCAUAUGAAAAGCUUGGGGAGAUUGAGACAUAAGAACUUGCUUCCCCUCAUUGCUUACUUUUAUAGGAGGGAAGAGAAGCUUCUCGUCUCCGAUUUUGUUCCCAAUGGAAGCUUGGCUGCUCAUCUUCAUGGUCAUCGUAGCCUAGGUCAACCGCCUCUCGACUGGCCAACACGGUUGCGCAUCGUGAAAGGUGUAGCCAGAGGCCUCUACCAUCUCUACAAAGAGUUACCAGGUUUAGUAGCACCCCACGGCCACCUCAAAUCCUCAAACGUUCUCCUGAACGAAUCCUUUGAACCUCUCCUCAUGGAUUACAGCCUAAUCCCAGUUAUCAACCAAGAAAGCGCUCAAGAACUCAUGGUGGUUUACAAAUCACCGGAGUACGUCAAAACCGGGAGAAUAACGAAGAAAACCGACUUGUGGAGCCUCGGGGUAUUGAUUAUAGAGAUUCUGACGGGAAAAUUCCCUACGAAUUUCUUGCACAAGGGGAAAAGGAACGAUGAUCAGGAUUUGGCAGUGUGGGUGACGUCCGUUGUGGGUGAUGAUCAUGAAGAUUAUGUGAAGAAGAUUGAUUUGAUUUUGGAUAAAGAUAUUGGGGAAAUAAGCGAUGGUGAUAGACGGUUGAUUGUUGAGUUGUUGAAGAUUGGGUUGAGUUGCUGUGAAUUGGAUAUGGAGAAGAGAUUAGAUUUGAAGGAGGCUGUGGAGAGAAUUGAAGGAUUAAAUGUUGAUGAGAAAGAAUGAUGA
Messenger RNA from Hibiscus syriacus, 1002 nucleotides. RefSeq names its product pollen receptor-like kinase 2. The record is from RefSeq and is a predicted model, not a curated record. NCBI's taxonomy places the organism in Eukaryota, Viridiplantae, Streptophyta, Magnoliopsida, Malvales, Malvaceae. The transcript is spliced from 2 exons. Gene Ontology annotation, molecular function: ATP binding; protein kinase activity. Bases 1 to 999 code for a protein of 332 amino acids. Gene Ontology annotation, biological process: protein phosphorylation.